Hippoglossus stenolepis (Pacific halibut) is the source of this 1496-nucleotide messenger RNA. RefSeq names its product small integral membrane protein 1 (gene smim1). Bases 194 to 421 code for a protein of 75 amino acids. NCBI's taxonomy places the organism in Eukaryota, Metazoa, Chordata, Actinopteri, Pleuronectiformes, Pleuronectidae. The transcript is spliced from 3 exons. The record is from RefSeq and is a predicted model, not a curated record.
AACACAUGUACUGAGGCCAAGGUCUCUUACCGAGCAGGAGGAAUGGCUCCAACAGUCUCAGUGUCCGUCGUGGUUUUAAAAGAGCUGGAGACCAGAGCUUUCUGUGCAGAGCGUGGACUGUUUCUGACUCAGGCUGAGCAGUGAAGCAGUGAGUGAACAGUGAUUCCAGCAUAAAACUCUGAGGAGAGGAAGGAUGUCCGACAUGGAACCCGCCAGAACCGGCAGUGUGCAGUAUGAUCGCUGGAACGAGGACAACGUCAACAUGAAUGUGGAGGCAUCACAGUCCACUGGGAUGAGGAUCUACAACAGAGUGUGUGUCGGCAGCACUGGAGUAGCAGUGAAGACAGCAGGAGCUCUGGCUGCACUGGUGUUCAUCUACAUCAUAGGAUACGCGACAGGGUACUACGUCCAUAGGUGCUGAUGGUGGAGCCCAGCAAGGAGAGAAAAGCACUCGCACAUUGUAGAUUAAACCACAAAUUUAAGAAGACCACGAUGACGAUAAGGCAUCUUUAUUCAAAAAAGCAAUCAAUCCAAGUGUGUUCAAAAGUCAGUGAUCAUUUCAGUCUUAUUGUUAAUACACAAACUCAAGUCACACAGAACUCUGCAAGUAAAUCUUCAUCAGUUUAGUCUAGUUUUUGUCAUUCAUUAUCCUCAUGUCAUUUUUUAAAUACAGUUAAAGUAAUGUAAACAUUAUUUUUGUAAUAAUGUCUAAUCUGAAAAAUAUGUUUAUUAAUUAAGCUGCAGUGCUGCAACCAUGAAUCCACGAACUGUCAAAUCAAAAUCAAAUUGUGUCUUUCUGGUUUUGUGUCAUAAUUGAAUUGCAUUCAGGGGAUAUGUUGUAUUAUCUGGUUCACAAAGAGUCAGUGCAGUGACAGCAACAGUGAUGGCGGAGGAGAAUCUGAUUUGGCUGUACGACCUCUGAUUUGCUUCUUCCCAUUAUGUAACUAUUACAUGAAACUCUUUAUUUGAUUUUAUUCCCCUCCAAAUGAUAUCCCUCUGAGAAGCCUCUUCAUCCACUGAUAACUGGUGGAAGGAUGUAGCUGCUGGCCAAAGACAUAGAUUACCCUGGUUUAGGGGCUUGGAGUAAUUCCCUAGUUAUUUAUUAACUUCUUCAGUUGUCUGAGGCUCUGAAUCCAGGUCAUUAAAAGUUCAUCAAUCUACUUUUCCAAACUCUCUUUUUCUUUCGUCAGACAAAUCCUCUGCUGCUCAGAGAGUGAUGCCAACACGUCUGAUUGAUGAAACUGAUUUGUUCUGCAAUGAAAGCUCACUUUUGGAUUUCAAAUAAAUCUACUACUUUUCUUUGAUGCAUUUUAUUUUUCCACAGCAGAGUCUGAUCUAUAUUUGCCACUAAGGGUGUCCACUGACAUUGUGGACAAAUGGAGUUGGAUCUUCAGAGUUUGUUCUUUACCUUAUGGCCUUAAUCUGAGUCUUUAUAAAAUGUAUUACAAAGACAAUUUUAAAGGAUAAUUAAAAUGUUCUAUGUAAUGGACCUUGGA